AUGGCACCAUUGAAACUGAGCACAAUGUCUGACAGUGAACCAUUGACUUCGAAUGUUCGUCCUGCCACCGAUGCAUUAAUUACAAUCCGUAUUAUAAAGUCAUUUCCAUACCGCAAUGUCAAAAAUUUGAUAAUUAAAGAUAUUAAUUUAAAGUCAAUCACCCCCAAAGUCCUAUUCGAACAAGUACUUCACCAAAUAAACACCACUGGGAGCUUGAGACCUUACAGGAAUAUACAGUACGACUCUUUAAAGAUAUACACCAAAGCACAUGGAUCGAAGUCUAUGAAUUUGGUAAUAAAUUUUGAAAAUGAUGAGGAAUGGGUAAUAUUGAAAAAAGGGGUUCCAAUUGAGGAAAAGUCAUUAUGGGACUUGGGUAUUCAAAAUGAAACGGAGAUAAGCAUUUUCAACUGGGAUGGUUACGUUGAGUACAAGAAGAAUCCCGAAGAGAAGUGGUGA
This is a messenger RNA of Lodderomyces orthopsilosis Co 90-125, 456 nucleotides long. RefSeq lists its product as uncharacterized. Lineage: Eukaryota; Fungi; Ascomycota; Pichiomycetes; Serinales; Debaryomycetaceae. The transcript has a single exon. Bases 1 to 456 code for a protein of 151 amino acids. The record is from RefSeq and is a predicted model, not a curated record.